CUUUUUUAAUCCAGCACACUGUUCCGCAGUUCUCACCUUUAAGCAUACAUACACAUAAACCACGCAGCAAUGACAACACCCGUCGUUCUUGACGAAGAAACUUAUACUGAAGCUCUCAGCAGUAUUAUUGAACGAGACUUUUUCCCACAUCUUGCCAAAGUCAAAGCUCAACAAAAUUACCUACAAGCUCAACAGUCCGGAACGCUUGCCGAUCUCGAACGUGCGUCAAGAGCGUUACAUCGUGCACAACAAACACCCUCUACUCGUCUAGGUACCUCCUCCAAAGGAUCGGCAACAGCUGCAGAAUCAAGCAAGUCUCUGAUUUCCUCCUCCUCAACCCCUCUCAACUAUUACAAUCAUGAAGCAGACGAUUUAGCUGAUCGCGUCAACCUCGAUCUUUCACUUGACCAGUUUCAAACUUUAUAUACAAGUGAGGACAACGCAUCGUUCACAGAAAUCUUGGAAAAAACCAAUGCAAAGCGAAGAGAAAAGUACAAAUGGCUGCUGGAUAAGGAAAAGGCGCCCAUGAUUACCGGCGAAGAGAAAAAAAUGAUCGAAUUCGCUACCUCUCCUGCUGUAUGGAAAUAUACUGCCAAAAAUGCAUUAAUGUACAUACCCAACGGUACCGGCCAAUCCUUAUUGAAUGACGUUGAUUCUCGGGCACCGCCAAAAGCCAUCAGUCACAAUAACACUCAGUUUGCUGUACCAGAGGUACCAGCUUCACGAACCGCGUCCAAGACAACGUCUACACCUCCAAUUACUGCCAAUGGAACUCCAUGGAAGGCUAUGUGUGGGGUAGGCGAUGAUAAUGAGUCAGUGUAUUCGGACGCCAAAUCCGAUUAUCGAGGCUAUCGCUUAGUAGAUGCUACUCCAACUUUGACACCGUCCCGAGUAGGAUCUCCAAUGAUGACCUGGGGUUCUAUUGAAGGGACACCUAUGCUAAUAUCCGGAUCAGAAACACCUGGACCUCGAUUUUCAUUACCAAAAGAAUCGAGAAGAGAGCAGCUUGGAAUGAAACUGUCAGAAAAGGCAUCACGAGCCCACCGCAAACGAGCCAAUGAACGUGUCAGUAAAGGAACGCCACGAUCGGGUGCUGGUCUUGCCUCGCCCGCGGCACAACAUUUAUUACGACGAAGCCAUACACCUCGUACAUCAGCAUUUGGUGACGCAUUACGCUCAUCGUACGGAAGGAAUACACCUCACGGAUCAAGGACACCUGGUGCAACACCAACGCCGCUUUUCCGUGCUGGUGUCACACCUGUUUCACGGUUCCAGUCACCUCUGCAAAAGAAAGAGUAGCUUAUCAUUUCUUGUAUACAAGCCCUUUUGAUUUUUCCCCUUGUUCAUAGCACCAAUCCACUCCCUUUCUUGUUUUCCGCACAUACAUCCGCUGAACUGCAUAAUCCUCUGUUAAUCAUCAUUCUAAUCAAUCUGAGAAUGAGCAGGAGUGAUAUUAAUCCACUCUUGUAUGUUUGUUUUUUACAAAAACGUUCAUCAUCCGUAGGAUGAAGCUUCUGCAAUUUGAUUUCUUUUGCGACAUAGCAUUAUAUGACCAGGCGGUGCCGAUAUAUAGUAUGCUAGUCAAACGGGCUUGUCCUCCCUUUAGCGAGUACGCUGCUAUAUAAUGAUCGAGACAUGUAAUCAGAUGAUGCAUAACAGUAUACAGAGGCUGGACACAAAAUUAGCUUCCUAUCGUUGGUAAACUGUUUUAACU
Messenger RNA from Zychaea mexicana, 1714 nucleotides. Its product is annotated as nuclear protein DGCR14. Bases 70 to 1299 code for a protein of 409 amino acids. The transcript is spliced from 5 exons. NCBI's taxonomy places the organism in Eukaryota, Fungi, Mucoromycota, Mucoromycetes, Mucorales, Lichtheimiaceae. The record is from RefSeq and is a predicted model, not a curated record. Gene Ontology annotation, cellular component: catalytic step 2 spliceosome.